This is a messenger RNA of Arabidopsis thaliana (thale cress), 2024 nucleotides long. It is a transcript of the gene PP2-A3, whose product is annotated as phloem protein 2-A3. The transcript has 7 exons. Bases 120 to 1178 code for a protein of 352 amino acids. NCBI's taxonomy places the organism in Eukaryota, Viridiplantae, Streptophyta, Magnoliopsida, Brassicales, Brassicaceae. Gene Ontology annotation, molecular function: GTP binding. The record is from RefSeq and is marked reviewed.
AAGCUCGUUCGUAUAUAAGCUUCAAUUGUGUCGUCCGUUAACUUGUCCAUUUCUUCUUCUUUCUUGUUCUACACUAGAAAACGUAAAAGAAACUCGUUCUUUCUUUUCUCCUCUUCGAUAUGUCAGAGCCAAUCAAAAACAUAGUUCUGGUAGGCCGUACUGGUAAUGGAAAAAGCAGCACAGGGAACACCCUUCUUGGUACAAAGCAGUUCAAAUCUAAAAACCAGGCAAAAGGCGUUACCAUGAUAUGUGAAAUGUACAGAGCUGCAAUACAAGAUGGUCCAAUAAUCAAUGUCAUUGACACUCCUGGUUUGUGCGACUCGUUCGUGCCCGGAGACGACAUAAGUAACGAAAUAAUCAAUUGCUUAACAAUGGCGGAAGAAGGUAUACAUGCUGUGUUGCUUGUUCUAUCUGCUAGGGGUCGCAUUUCAAAGGAGGAGGAGUCUACAGUUAAUACCUUGCAGUGCAUAUUCGGCAGCCAAAUUCUUGACUAUUGCAUUGUUGUGUUCACUGGCGGUGACGAUUUGGAAGAAGACGAUCAGACAUUAGACGAUUAUUUCAGAGCUGGUUGCCCUGAAUUCUUGACGAAAGUUCUCAGACUCUGUGGUGGACGGAAGGUGCUAUUUGAUAACAAAAGUAAAGAUGAAAAGAAGAAGGUUGAGCAAGUUAAGCAGCUUCUAGCCCGUGUGGAAAAUGUAGGAGAGCAAACUGGUGGAAUACCGUAUACUUAUCAGUUGCACCGUAAGAUAAAGGAAGAAAAUGAUGAAAGGCUAAGGGAAGAAGAAAGGGUGAUUGAAUCUAAAAACCGUGCUGAAGCAGAACUAGCAGAGAUGCAACAGAAUUUACUAAUGGAAAAGGAGAAGUUACAAAUGGAGGAGGCGAAAAACAAACAGUUGAUUGCACAAGCGGAAGCAAAUGAAAAGCUUAUGGAACAAGAAAGGGCCAAAAACCGUGCUGAAACCGAACUAGCUGCAGUAAUGGUGGAGAAGUUACAAAUGGAAGAGGAGAAAAACAAGCAGUUGAUUGCACAGGCGGAAGAGGAGAAAAGGCUCAAGGAACAUCAAACGAAUGAGCUUAAGAAGAAUCGCAUGAUCUGCGCAAGGGAUCUUAACAUCGAAUGGUCUCAUAGCGAAGAGCAUUGGAAAUGGGUAAAUCUGGAUCACAACAUAUCAAGGUAAGGAUUUAUAUAUAUUUCCUACAAACAGUUAUAAUGGGACAAGUGGUGGGACCGUGUUAUUGUCUGAUCUUGUUUAACCGAUCCAAACCAAACCGUACCGAAAAAUCUGAAUCAAACGAACACAUGAUAUGCUUUCAUCAUCCCUUUAGGCAGAAAGAAAUGCUUCAAUUUACAAAUACAUGAUCAAAUAUAACUUUUAAAAACAAAUAACUUCAUAGAAAAGAGUUAAGUUGGCUUAUGGCCGAAUCAUGUAUGUCUCAAAAAGCCAUGUAGUUAACCCUCACUUAAAUAAGACUUGUUGAUUUUACCAGCAAUACAUUCGUCGAAGUUGCUGAGCUUCUAGGAGUUUAUUGGUUUGACGUAAGUGGAAGUUUGGACACGACGGAAAUGGCACCAUGGACACAUUACGAGGUUCUGUUCGUUGUUAAUUUAAAAGACUCAGCUUUUAAAUGGAAUGCAGCGGUGAAAAUGAACCUGUUUUACAUCAACAGUAGGCCAGGAGGUCCAGGAACGCAAGAGCGAGCUGUUGACAUGAGGCAGCAUAUUGGGAAAGGAUGGGUAACUAUACACGCCGGUGAAUUCAUUACGACACCGGAGAAUGUCGGACUGAUUGGGUUCCGCAUGUCUGAGGUCGACUCCGGCGAUAACAGGGGAGGGCUCAUUGUCAAAGGUGUUUUAAUUCGUCCUAUAAACUAAUGCAUGUAUCAGUAAUUCAGUAUAGUGUAUGUCUGACUUCUAUCAUUCUUAGCUGAUGCAUGCAUGCUUCGUUGUUUAUCAGUUGAUCACUUAUUCAAUAAUAACGUGAAACAUAAAUAAUCGCAUCUAAAUUUCGUGGUAACGAUUACUU